UGAGGGGAGCCGGUAUAAAGAAAUGGGGGACAAGACAGAGGACACACAGCCAGACAUAUUUAUAGAUGGUGAGAAACUGAUACUGAGAGUGUGCAGCAGAAGGCAGAGAGACAGAUGAGAGACGGAGAGAGAGAGAAAGAGAGAGAGAGUGGGCAGGGCUCUAGGUAUGUGAGAACAACAGCACGCCGGGCCAGUGGGACAGAGAGGGGGGAGUCAGACGAAAGGGAUGAGGAGAGUGUUCGGUGAAGUGCUUGCGAGUGUGUGUGAGUGUGAGAUCAGACCGAGUCCAAGUGCAAGGCUGUGAGCCAAGGAGAGGGAUGCUCGAGGAGGAUGAGGAGUAACAGGGCGAGGCAGCAGCGAGAGGCUCUGGGAGUGUGUGUGUGUCUGUGUGUGUGUGAGUAAUAGUGUGUGAACAGAGGGAUGCAGUCAUGUCUCUGUGAGAGGGAGCAGCACAGCAACCGUAACCAUGCUGAGCCCCAAGAUAAAACAGGCACGCCGGGCGCGAUCCAAGAGUAUGGUUCUUGGAGAGUUGACUCGGGUCUCCAGGCCCUGUUCUCCCCUGGAUCAGGAGAAAGCGCUGAAGGCGGGCUGGCUGAAGAGACAGCGGAGCAUCAUGAAGAACUGGCAGCUUCGUUGGUUUGUCCUGAGGACCGAAGCUCUGUAUUUCUACAAGGACCAGGAUGAAAGCAAGGCACAGGGUUGUAUUCCUCUUCAGGGUAGUCAGGUCAAUGAGGUGCCUGCCAAUCAGGACGAGCCUGGUCGCCACCUUUUUGAAAUUGUUCCAGGAGGGGCUGGAGAAAAGGAUCGAACGGGUGUAAGCCAUGAAUCAUUCCUGCUGAUGGCCAACUCUCAGAGUGACAUGGAUGAGUGGGUCAGAGCCAUACGUAGAGCGAUCUGGGCUCCUCUUGGUGGAGGUGUCUUUGGGCAGCACCUAGAGGAAACGAUGUUGUAUGAGGCCCAGUGUGGCCGUCAGCGUCAGGUCCCUGUCCUGGUCGAACAGUGUGUAGGCUUCAUACAUGAACAUGGACUCAAGGAGGAGGGCCUUUUUAGAGCCCCUGGACAGACCAAUCAUGUUCGGGAACUGCAGGAUGCCUUUGACCGUGGCAAGAAGCCAGUGUUUGACAGUUCCACAGAUGUCCACACGGUGGCAUCGCUGCUAAAGCUGUACAUACGAGAGCUGCCAGAACCUAUAAUCCCAUUCUCCAAAUACACACAGUUCCUUUCGUGUGCUCAGCUACUUACCAAGGAUAAAGAAAUGGUACCUAAAUGCCAGCCAAAGCUCUCACUGACAUGUUUUUAUAGUCUUGUCUUGGCAACAAAUGUGUCUUUUUUGUUUAAGGGUAUCAUAGAGCUGGGCAAACAGGUGAAAUCCCUUCCUCAGGUCAACUACAACAUCCUAAAAUACAUCUGCAAGUUUCUGGAUGAGGUUCAGUCUCACUCCAAUGAGAAUAAAAUGAGCGUUCAGAACCUGGCUACUGUAUUCGGACCUAAUAUCCUUCGGCCCAGAGUGGAGGAUCCAGUUACCAUGAUGGAGGGAAGUUCGCAGGUGCAACACCUGAUGACUGUACUGAUCAGUGAACACUCCCGACUUUACCAACGUGAGGAGUCAGAAACUGAGAACAAGGUUCCUCCACAGAGACAGGAGUUCCAGCGGUGCAAAGUGGAAUGGGUUUCGCAAGAAGACACCGACCCCCCGCCUUCCUCAGUCACAAGCGCCAAAACCCCUACAGAAAAGCUCCAGUCUUCCACCCCUUCAACUGAAAGUAAGACAGCUGCAUUAAGCCCUGUGACGUCAGAAAAGGGUGACGAUGGCCGGAGUGAAGGAAAAAGCAAAAGCAAGACAGAAGAGAAAGUGGAUGGAAAAGCAGAUGUCAAAACUGAAGGGAAAGGUGGAAGUGAAGUGGCUGUGAGCCCUAGUAAACAAUCUAAAGCUUUGCCCUCCUGGAGAUGCUCUUUCAAGGGCAGUGCAACCUCUGGAGGACCGAGAGGAAAAAUAGGGGGAUCGGCAGGGGAUGUGUCAGCAGCUGGUGGGAGCAACUGGCUGAUGAAUGGGCUGUCGUCCCUCCGAGCUCACAGACGCACCACCUCAUCUGGCGAAAGACUGAAAGACUCUACUCUGUCUCUAAAGGACUCAACCCUUUCCCUUAAAGAAACCACUCUUUCGCUUAAGGACUCACAAAGAGACUCUGAUGAAGACUCCUCUCGAACGUCGCUGUCUCACAGAGUCCUCCAUCAGUCCCACAGACUCUCUGCCUACGACAAUGUUGCCCCCUCUAGUCUUAGCCUGCCCGUGGACACUUCAUCCAUCUGGACAUCCUUUGAGAUCUCACUGUCUGAGCCAGAGGGAAGUGAAAAGGCAGUGAAAUUAGAACAGGGCCAAGACAGGCCCACAGAGGUGAAGGACAAUACAAACACUUUGGACCACAGCGCAAGUGGCAAUGAGGACGAUCUCACAGGAGCAAAUGAAGACUUCACAGGCAUGCUGACUGAGCUCAAGCAGGAGCUGAAGAAACAGCGGACGAGCUAUGAAACCUGCAUUCGCAAGUUGGAAGAGUCCUGUUCCAAGUAUCAGUCCCAAGUAAAUCGCCUUGAGGAGGAGUUGGACCAGGAGAAGAAGAAGUUUCACAUGCUGGAGAUCCGACUCAGGAACUCGGAGCGGGCGCAUCAAGACGCAGAAAAUCGAAACAUUCUUCUCCAGAAAGAGAUGGAGGAAUUCUUCAAAACCCUUGGAGACCUGACAACAGGUGCAACACGGACCAACUAGACCAGACCAACCUGCCUUCAUCUGGUCCAUCAGCAGAGGAGGAGUUCAGUUACUGGGAAGACCAACCAGCCCCAAAGCUUUGAAGACCAAAUACCUCUUGUGCAGUACUAAUUGCCAUCUUGCCCUCUUUAGUACAGCUGUCUUGUGCCUACACUGACCAGUGCCGGUGCCAAACGAGAACUCCUCUGGACCUAGCACCUCUCAUUUUGUCAUUUCACAAAAGUCCUUACAAUUAUAUAUAUCAUAGGUCACAUACCCAAUUAUUUACUGAAUUACUUUGUAAGAAACCAGAAAAAGCCUUAUUUAUGAAAUGAGGUAGCCUUCACAUACAUGCAAGUUUAGUGUCCCCUUAGUCUUGAAGUAAGUGUUAAUUUGACAGUACAAGAAAGAACAAUGUGAGACAUUAAAAGUCAACUCUUUUAUUUGCUGGAGUUGAAGGUAGACAGUUUCCAUUCUUGAAGUAUAUAAUUGGUCUGUUAGUGAGGCAAUUUCAGAUCCAAAGGCUAAAAUUCACGCAACUGGCAUUACCAAAACACACCACAAAAGUUCACACUCUGCUGACAGUGUUUGGCCAAAAAAAAGACUGCAGCAUCACCCCCGUGGUGCUGAAUGGCUUUCCUCUCUUUCCCUUAAAUGUACCUGCACUAAUACCAGAUUUGCUCAGAGAAAACUCAUGCGUCGUCUAUUCUACUGGUUCUAUUUUUGAGGAGGUGGAGGAGGGAAAACCACAAAAAAAAAAAGGGAAGCCACAAGAGUCCAUUGAGAUGUGGCCAAGAGAGGGUCAGGACAUGCGUCACAAUCCCCAAAGUGCAUUCUGGGAGAUGAUGCUAAGGGUUACUGCCUGGAGUGCCCAACCAUGAAAAGGGCAAAGGGACAGUUUGGAAAUUUGAGCCAUCAAAUACAUCCAAAGGUUACCGUGGCAGGUAGCAAAUGCCUGUUUCCUGACUCUCAGAAAACAUACAUACAUCUACGGUAAAAUGUACAGAUCAACCACUGACUAUACUAAUCCAUGAAAUAUACUGCACAGAAAAACAAGAAAUGAAACAAAAUGCAUAUAAAUAGUUCUUCUGAAUGAAAUGUACAUUACAGACAAUAGAUGUCACCUAGCUUGAAAUAAAUAAAUAAAUAACAGUACCGAAAAAAACUA
Molecule: messenger RNA, 3911 nt
Organism: Acanthochromis polyacanthus (spiny chromis)
Lineage: Eukaryota; Metazoa; Chordata; Actinopteri; Pomacentridae
Gene: arhgap22a
Product: Rho GTPase activating protein 22
Exons: 9
Coding region: 467-2764 (765 amino acids)
Biological process (GO): activation of GTPase activity; signal transduction
Cellular component (GO): focal adhesion
Molecular function (GO): GTPase activator activity
Source: RefSeq, a predicted model, not a curated record